UAUUGUUAUCCCAAGUGACGAACGUAGGAAGCCGCGCCCGCUAGAUGCGCCUUGAAUGAGUGGAUAUCAGAAGCACAGUAUUCCCUCCAUAUACCACCUCGACACUUCGAACCUUACUCAACCUUCGCUGCUCGUCCCCGUGGCCAAGUGGACUGGAGGAGGAGGGUCAAGCAGUACAGGCAGCAGUGCAACCUACUCGACGGGACAAGCGGCCGGAUCGUCGUCCUCCACACUUCGAGGGGGACUGCAAAGCCGUAGUCGAAACAUCGACAUCCCAAACUCCAAACCCCGAACCCGACCAAAGCAUCCACCGGCGGCGGUUUCCCGCGUCCCAUCCAAUGUGCGGUCUGGGUUGUCGUCAAGAAAAUCCAAUUUGUCCGCAGCGUCUCCUGCUCCAUUACCUGUUAGUUCAGGGUUAAAUUGGCACACACGCCCCCCCCGCGGCGGUCUUGCCUCCUUCCACACCACCCAAAAUGACAUCCAUGCGUUGAAGUCACGCAACAAGAAAACGUUGGCCUCACGCCACGAGGGGAAGCAUUUCACCUCCAUCGAAGCUCCAGGUAGCGUCGAACCCACGAGUUGGGCCAAUGGACUUGCUGGUGGGGACGAAGACGCAUUUACGACGGUGCGCGUCAUGGAAGUUUCAAGAGAUGCCCCGUCGGCGGUUGUCCGCGCAACGACCGUACCCCGCAGAAAAGAUGCGGUGGAAGGACUGGCGCGAGCACUGCUGUCCGAUUGCAUCAACAAGCGCAACAUGGAGCAGUUCAAAGCCAAGAAAGUGAUCAACACAAGCACGGUGCCGCAAUCGGCCAUUUCCAGUUCGUUUACGUCACCGAAGGAACUGGAGUCAUGCCGCGGCAUGCCUCUGUACGAUGAUGGCGGCGGCGUGCUAAGCUGCAGCUCGAGUGACGACGAGUUAAAUCAACUGUACAAGCUCGAGCCAUCGUUUGUCUGGGACGACAAGUGCCGCGUGGACGGAUGCCUGAACAAAAUGUGUCAAGACUCGACCCAUGGCCAUGACAGCAUGACGGUGACGAGUUCCCCCGAGAGCGAUAGCUAUUUCGAAGAAAAGGGAUUGUCCAAGGAAAUUCGGUACAACUUGCCCAUUGCGUACGGCACAGUGAACGAAACCGAAAAACAUUGCACCAUUUGCCAAGUGCCGUACGAAAUUGGCUCGCACAUCGUCACGUUAACGCCGUGCCAUCACUUCUUCCACGCCCUGUGCGUGGACAAAUGGCUGUGGAAUCACGUGACGUGUCCCCUGUGCCGCGAAGAAGUUGUGUACAACCUGGACAGCGACAGGCCUCAGAUCCCAGUGCACGUUCGAGGCACGGAAUGCCCCGACGUGGACCAAGAGACCAUGCGCAAGAAGUUGCGGUCUCAAUGCGCCGAAUUUCGCCCCGUGAAACCUCUCAAACCAGGUUGGAUGUCUGUCUUGCAUUUGUUUGCCAAACCAACUCUCACACACACGUAUGUGAUGUAGUCGCCGUGGAUCAUCUCGAUGCCCAAUUUGGUGGCCUGCACGUGCAAGAGGAGCGGACCGAACUGCGCUUGGACUAUCUUGCAUGCCCCACGCCCCAACGCAAGUACCGCAACUAACAGGGGGCAACUCACCCCAAAGAAUCAACGAUGGACAGCGCCCGUUUCAACUGUAAAAAUCAACCCAAGUCGACGUUCACGACCGACCUGCGAGUCUGCCGCGAUGUCGGCUCGAGCGCGUGUCCGUGUAUUAAUUUAUCCUCUAAUCCAUAAACGUGCUUUGCAAUUUCUACUAUUAAUAGUAAUAACGUUAACCGA
Molecule: messenger RNA, 1797 nt
Organism: Aphanomyces astaci
Lineage: Eukaryota; Oomycota; Saprolegniomycetes; Saprolegniales; Verrucalvaceae
Exons: 6
Coding region: 56-1483 (475 amino acids)
Source: RefSeq, a predicted model, not a curated record